Messenger RNA from Struthio camelus australis, 2221 nucleotides. Lineage: Eukaryota; Metazoa; Chordata; Aves; Struthioniformes; Struthionidae. The record is from RefSeq and is a predicted model, not a curated record.
AAGCACAACAGAAGACCUUUCAUCUUAACAAGGAAAUGAAAGGCUUUUUCUUUUACCGGGAAUUACCCCUAGUAAAAUAAAUCCUGUCACUUGAUACCCAGAAAUCAAAUUCUUGCGGAUGUUUCUAAAGACUUUUCUUGGCAUCCAUCACCCUCUCUAGAACUUGGAAUAACCAGGGAAUGAAAGAAAAAUGACUUUCCUAGUGCUCAUCUUCCUGCUCUCCCUGCUGCACGCUGAAUCUGCUAGAAGCAAAUAUCCACCCAAAGAAGCAGUUUUGAACCCUGUAUUUGGGCCGAGGGAAGUGAACGGUUUGCUGGAAGGAUCAGUUACUGUGAAAUGCUUCUACCCCCAAACCAAGGUGAACAGGCACGACAGAAAGUAUUGGUGCAGGGAGUCAACGAGGAGCUGCCUGACCAUCGUCUCUUCCAAUGGCUACACGGCUCGCGGCUACCAGGACAGAGUAUCCAUCACUGACUACCCAGAGCAAGGCAUAUUCCUAAUUAAUAUGUCACGGCUAGCACUGGGGGACAGAGGCACUUAUCGAUGUGGUCUUGGUCUCAACGGCAGAGGACUCUCCUUCCAAGUCAAAGUGGAUGUUUCUGAAGGUCCAAACAUACCUGAAGAAGCCGACCUCUUCUAUGUGGAGCUGCAAGGCUCUGUGACCAUGUCCUGCUCCUUUGGCGAACAGUAUGGGAGUGAAAGGAAAUACUUGUGCAAAAUGGAGAAAUCCGGCUGCCGGAACGUCAUUGAUACUUACGGGAAGGUCGAUGACGAAUACGCAGGGCGCAUUUUGCUGAGCAAUCAGGACACUGCAGGGUCGUACAGCAUCAUGAUAACUCAGCUGUCUUGGGAAGAUUCAGGGCUGUACUUGUGUGGUGUUGGGGUCUACGGAGAGACUGGAGAAACUAAGGAACUGGACUUGCAUGUCUAUGAAGGGACAGAUGUUCCUCAAGGAAAACACACAAUAUUUGGAGUGAAAGGAGGUUCGGUAACUGCUGAAUGCCACUACAAUCCUAGAGAAAGGGCCUCCGAGAAGUACUGGUGCAAGUGGAGAAAAAAUGGGUGUUUUCGGAUAAUAGGCAGCUCUGGGUUUGUGUCAGACUUGUACGAAGGAAGAGUAGCCAUGUACGAUGACCCAGAGAAUGGCACCUUUACCAUCAUCCUGAACCAGCUGGUGGACAAUGACAAAGGCUAUUACUGGUGCAUGACAGAUGAAAACAGGGAAAAAAAAUCAUCAAAGGAGCUGAAGAUCAUAGACGGAGAACCUAGUUUAGCAGGAAAGAAGGAAGUGGAAGUAAAUGUGGGUUCGCAGGUACAUUUAGCUUGCUCUUACCCAUGCAAGUACUACUCCUACGAGAAGUACUGGUGCAAGUGGACCAGCACUGGCUGCACCCCUGUGACCGCUUCUGACCAAGGACAUCUGGAGCUAGACGUUGACUGUAACACAGCCAACAAGACACUUCUCCUAAAUUUUGACCCUGUGGCACUGACAGACCAAGGCUGGUACUGGUGUGGAGUGAAGCACAACGGCAUCUUUGGGGAAACCAUGGCAGUGCAACUACGAGUAGUUGGAGCAAGGGUAGCGGUCGAAAGCGCCGCCAAUCCCAGCCCCGAGCUGCUGGACGUCGAGGCUCCCGGCAGCGACCAAGGCGGCGUUAUUCCCCAAGGCAGAGCCAGCAGCAACGCCGGAGCGGGAAGCCCAGCUGCCGCAGGCAGCCCUGAAGAAAGCCACGGCCCAAACGUACUUCCUUUAGUCAUAGGCCCUGUUGGUGCGGUGCUCCUGGUCCUUGCUACCGUUUUUGCUAUUUUUAAAUACAGGCAGAUAAAGAGAUCUGACCUGGUCUCCGUGGGGAGCUACAGAACGAACAUCAGCAUGUCGGACUUCGAGAGUGCCAAGGAGUACGGGGCAAACGACAACGCCUGCAUGAAAGAGACCCAAGAGACGCAGAUAGGGGGGGACGAGUUCAUAACCACCGCGAGCAAGGCUGAAAGCGCUGCCGAGGCAAAGAAGGUGAAAAGGGGGAAAUAAAAGGAGGCGUUUUACUUAAAACAUGAUGUCGAGCCAGCCCCAGGUAGCGUCAGGUGAGGAGACCAAUUAACGUCAAGCAGAGGGGCCGGCCGAGGAACAGGAGCCAGAUUUACGCACUGCUUUUACAAAGUCUGCACCUGAAGGGCGUGCGUAGGGGUUGCAAGUGCUGCACCAAAGCAAUAAAGAGACAUG